This is a messenger RNA of Yamadazyma jaroonii, 2601 nucleotides long. The record is from the annotation of a GenBank genome assembly. Lineage: Eukaryota; Fungi; Ascomycota; Pichiomycetes; Serinales; Debaryomycetaceae.
AUGAAAUGGGUUGGUUUGAUAUUCAUUUUAUUUCUACAAAAUCACUUGGUUCUAGGAGCUAAACAUUAUUUAUUCAAGACUUGUGAACAGUCGGGGUUUUGUAAAAGAAAUAUUCAUUAUGCACAUAAUAUUGAGGAAAAUUACUAUACAAUUGAUUCUUUCAAUAUUGACGAAACAAAAGCCUAUAUAUCUGGAAAUUUAAUCAAAUCCAUACCUCAAGGUGAAAUCUCUUUGAAUUGGCAGUUGGGUAUUGUUAAUGGAGGUUUCAGAUUCACUGUCGAUGAAGAAAGACACGUGAAAGGUAUAGUUAACCUGAAAAGAUUCAGUCCAGCAAACGAAUUCAAUAUUGAGUAUGUUUCCAGAGAUCAAGUUUCAAUUGAAAAAUCAGAUAUUUUACAUAUUUCAUACAACUCAACAGUGAUUAAAGUUUAUCCUAAGUUCAAGAUAGAAGUCUAUGAUGAUAAGAAACUCACAAUGCAAAUAAAUGACGAUAAUCUAUUAAACUUUGAACAUUAUAGGUUGAAUAAUGAAGGACAAAUGAAUACUCCAGAGUCAGACUUUAAUAUGUUUCAAGAUGAUUUUAAAGAUUCUAGGGAUGAUAAACUUCCAUUGGGUCCAGAAUCUAUUGCUUUGGACUUCAAAUUCAAGGGGUAUCAACAUUUAUACGGAUUACCUGAACAUAGUGAUAGUUUAGAAUUGGGUGAUAAAUUAUAUCGUUUAUUCAAUGUGGAUAUCUUCGAAUAUGAAAUCAAUUCUACCUUGCCUAUGUAUGGGUCUAUCCCUUUUCUUCUUGCAAUGAACGAACAAUCAUCUAUGGGGUUGUUUUGGAUCAAUGCGGCUGACACUUACGUAGAUGUGAAACAUUCAAAUCAAGACACUUCCACACACUGGAUUAGUGAAAAUGGGGUUAUGGAUUUCAUAGUAUUUACUAAAGACUCAAAUCGUGAUAUCCAAAAGAAGUAUGGUGAUAUCACUGGCUUUACUGUCUUACCUCCGUUGUUCUCAUUAGGUUAUCAUCAAUGUAGAUGGAAUUACAAUGACGAAGCUGACGUUUUGGAUAUAACCGAAAAAUUCGAUGAAUAUGAAAUUCCCUACGAUACCAUCUGGUUGGAUAUUGAGUAUACUGAUAAUAAGAAGUAUUUUACUUGGAAUGAGAAUUUCCCUAAUCCUACGAGAAUGCUUCAAGCUUUAGAUCAUACUGGUAGAAAUUUGGUUGUCAUUAUUGAUCCACAUAUUAAAAAGGAUUAUGAUGUGUCUAAUUAUUUGGUAGAAAAUAAAUUAACGAUAAUGAACUCCCAGAAUUCCACAUAUUACGGACAUUGUUGGCCAGGAGAAUCAGUUUGGGUGGACUCAUUGAACCCCAAGGUCCAACAAUAUUGGGAUAGUUUACAUACAUCAUCGGGAUUCAUGGGUAAUUCAAGCAAUGUUCACAUUUGGAAUGAUAUGAAUGAAAUCUCUGUUUUUGAUGGACCCGAAACCUCAAGUCCUAAAGAUAAUUUACAUUAUGGGGGAUGGGAAGAUAGAUCAGUCCAUAAUAUUAAUGGAAUGAAAUUCCAUGAAAUCACAUAUGAUUCCUUAAUCAAACGUCAACAAGAAACCACAAGGCAAAGACCGUUCAUUUUAACUCGUUCUUACUUCUCCGGUAGUCAAAAGACCGCUGCUAUGUGGACAGGGGAUAAUAUGAGUAAAUGGGAAUACUUGAAAAUCUCGAUUCCCAUGGUUUUGAAUAAUGGAUUGGCUGGUAUGCCAUUUGCUGGGGCUGAUGUGGGGGGAUUCUUUGGUGAUCCAUCUAAAGAAUUAUUAACUAGAUGGUACCAAACAGGUAUAUUCUACCCAUUCUUUAGAGCUCAUGCCCAUAUUGAUUCACGUCGUCGUGAACCAUGGAUUCCUGGAGAUCCCUUUACUUCUUACAUAAGAGAUGCCAUCAAAUUAAGAUAUGCAUUAUUGCCAGUAUUCUACACAUCCUUCUAUGAAUCGUCUAUUAAUGGAGCACCAGUGUUGAAACCAAUUUUUUACGAUACAGGGAAACAUUUCGACAUUGAAGAUGAGUUUUAUAUCGGAAACUCGGGUAUUUUAGUUAAACCAGUAACUGAACCGGAUGUUAAAGAACAGAAAAUCAUACUUCCAGAAUCGGGAAAAUAUUAUAAUUUCGUUAACGGAAUACCUUCUACUGUCACUUACAAAGGUGAUGAAACCAUUUCCAUACCCGUUACUUUGAAUGAUAUUCCAAUGUUUGUUAAAGGAGGACAUAUAAUAUUUACUCAACCGAGAUAUAGACGUUCUAGUAAAUUAAUGGUCAAUGACCCUUACACCAUUACCGUAUUUCUUGACGAAAAUAACAAGGCUGACGGAGAUUUAUACGCUGACGAUGGGGAAUCGUUCAAUUACCAAAACGGACAAUUCCUCAAAGUUCAUGUUGAAGCAAAUGAAUCCAGAAUCAACUUUGUCGUUGAAAACUCAUGGAACGCCAAAUACAUCAAUAAAGUGAUUGUUGUUGGUAAAGAUAUCAAAACCUUCAACGUCAAAAUUUCCUUAAAUGGUAAUUACACCUUCAAAUUUGAAAACCAACACAUUCACGAACUUAUUCAUGAUGAAUUAUAA